ACUGCCUCGUUAGCCUAUAAAACAUGAAAAUUUCGUGGAGGUUUUACUUGAUUUAUCCUGUAGUUUCAAAAGUUGUUUUCAUUGUUUACUUUCCAUGCAUAUACGGGAAUUCUAACUCAAGCAGUGAUCCAGCAAUUAGACCUUUACAAGUUGGUGACUUCUUUACCGCUCACGAGCUGCUGCCUGUUGCUAGUAAACUUAUCAAUCACGCACUAAAUAAGGGGCGUGGUAGAGGAAUCGUCAGUGGAGCAAGAAAUGCUGAAGAUCUUUGUGACAAACUAUUUCAAGCUCUUUUUAAAAAAUCUAAAAGAUUCUCUAUUCUACGAGCUGUGGAUAUAGACAUAUUGGACGCCUUGCAAGCUUUAGCGAUCUGCGGUGAACCUGUCAAAUUCAGAGGCAAAGAAUCAAUUCAACGGCGCAAUUACUAUUCAAAGCUAAAUAAUAUGACAGACCUUGAAGAGGCUGAACAUUAUUUACUUCACAAAGAGAGUAUACAUACAUUGAUAACAAAAAAAGCAAACGCUACCAAAGCAAUAAAUCCGAAGAAACAACAAAUGGUGCGAAAAUUUUUGAAAAAGGUUCCUCUGCACAAUCCACCGUCGAUGACAGAAAAACCUCCAACGUAUUUAUCCGAACAAUUCAAUAAAAUGUUGGAAAAUCAUCAGAAGGGAAAGAGAAAAAAAGCAUUGAAAAGUGCGAUUGAGUCACCUAUUAUGCAUCACCAGCUAACAGAAAUGCCGGAACUCACUACUAAGGAUCCUUAUAAUCGACAUAAAAAUUCUAAGUGCCGCUGGAUGUAUCAUUGCAAAGAGGACGCAGACAUUCGCUCAUGUCAUGUAAGAGAACAAUGUGAUACAGAGAACAUAAAAGCCUUUACGGACGAAAUAUCACUUCCACAUAGAGAGAUUGAACACGAACCACAUUAUAAAGAAUUUCGAAAAAUGAUAGGAAUAAACUUAAUCGAUGAAGAGGUAGAAAAAAUAAUCGAACGUGUUCACCUAAUAAUGCCAAGCCGAAGAUUCUCAGGUCAAGAAAAUGUGCAAGAUUACUUCAAUAAAGUAAUUUCGGGAUCACGUAACAAAUUAGCCGAUACGACAACAGCUAUGAGUUUGGGCGGACCUACGGCGGAUGAACCCUGGUCGCCAGAAAAAAAAUUACAAUUUUACAAACGAAUGGCUCAAUUGCGCAUUAAUGAACAUGUGACUACAGAAGCUCAGUUGAAUGACGACUAAGCUGUAAUUGACAUAAUUUGGACGGGACAUACUUUAUCUGCGACAACAUUUGUCCAUUUCAAUCAAUUCAUUUAUUGCUUUAAAUGUAGUAAGUUCACAAUUCUAGAUGGCAAACAUUUAACCAUUUCAGACAUGCAAUAUAUUAUAAACA
This is a messenger RNA of Hyposmocoma kahamanoa, 1383 nucleotides long. RefSeq lists its product as uncharacterized. NCBI's taxonomy places the organism in Eukaryota, Metazoa, Arthropoda, Insecta, Lepidoptera, Cosmopterigidae. The record is from RefSeq and is a predicted model, not a curated record. The transcript is spliced from 18 exons. The coding region runs from base 24 to 1232 and encodes 402 amino acids.